Molecule: messenger RNA, 414 nt
Organism: Rangifer tarandus platyrhynchus (Svalbard reindeer)
Lineage: Eukaryota; Metazoa; Chordata; Mammalia; Artiodactyla; Cervidae
Source: the annotation of a GenBank genome assembly
AUGGGGCCACAGACGCAGAAGUGGACCAAGAGCGCUAAGCUCUCCAGUACGCAGCUGACUCAAGGGACUGAGGAGCCCUUCCCUGCAGGCAGAAAAGAUUUGGAAGAGAGGAGGAUUAAGAUCACAUCUCCCAGCGACCCAGAGGCUGGAGCUUGCUCUAAACGCGUCUCUGGGAUACCAUCUUCAACAAUGACUGCUGGCCCAGCGGACUACAAACUAUUAAUAGCGGCGAGAAAAGCGGAGUCCACAACAGCUGUGGCGCGGCCGCCACGAAUUACGGGGAGCCGCACGGCGCCCCCUGGAGGCCUGAGCGAGCUCGGCAGCGCGGUGGUGAGAAUGAGCUCGGAAAGGUCCCUGCUGCGGUGGGAGUGGAAACUGUUCAACAGCUUUGAAGAGCAAUCCGGCACUAUCUAG